Molecule: messenger RNA, 915 nt
Organism: Talaromyces rugulosus
Lineage: Eukaryota; Fungi; Ascomycota; Eurotiomycetes; Eurotiales; Trichocomaceae
Exons: 5
Coding region: 1-915 (304 amino acids)
Biological process (GO): Golgi organization
Cellular component (GO): endoplasmic reticulum-Golgi intermediate compartment; membrane; endoplasmic reticulum
Source: RefSeq, a predicted model, not a curated record
AUGGCGCAAAUCCGCGGCACUGCGGGCUACAACCUCGGCCACCAGAACCGCUUUGCUGGCGGGCCUGGUGGCCUCGACGCGACUAGCGAUCCCAGUCCGCUCGAUGCCAUUCGCGAGCAGACCAGCAAGAUCGAGGACUGGCUGGACACCGUGUCGGAUCCGAUCAAGCCGUAUGUGCCAGCCAUUGGCCGCUUCCUGAUCGUUGUCACCUUUCUCGAGGACGCCCUGCGAAUCCUGACGCAAUGGAACGACCAAUUGCUGUUCCUGCGGGACUACCGACACAUCCCCUGGGGCAUCACGCACAUGUUCCUCAUCUUCAACGUCGUAGCCAUGCUCAUCUCGUCCACGCUCGUCAUCGCCCGCAAACACAGCGAAUACGCCGUCGGAGGCCUACUCGGUGUCGUCAUCACGCAGGCACUCGGCUACGGACUCAUCUUUGACCUCAACUUCUUCCUGCGCAACCUGAGCGUGAUUGGUGGGCUGUUGCUUGUUGUGUCGGACUCGUGGGUGCGCAAGAAGUACAUGCCGGCGGGUCUGCCGCAGCUCGAUGAGAAUGACCGCAAGAUGUACGUGCAGCUGGCUGGUCGUGUGCUGCUGAUUCUGCUGUUUAUUGGCUUUGUCUUUGCUGGCCAGUGGUCGUUCUGGCGUGUGUCGGUCAGCAUAAUUGGAUUUGUCGCUUGUGUCAUGGUUGUCGUUGGAUUCAAGGCCAAGAUGAGCGCUGUCAUUCUUGUCGUGCUGCUGAGCAUCUUUAACGUGCUGGUCAACAACUUCUGGACGCUCAAGCCCCACCACCCCAACAAGGACUUUGCCAAGUACGACUUUUUCCAGGUUUUGUCUAUUGUCGGCGGUCUCCUCCUGCUCGUCAACAUGGGCCCCGGACAAUUCAGCGUCGACGAGAAGAAAAAAGUCUACUAG